Prunus dulcis (almond) is the source of this 2695-nucleotide messenger RNA. Its product is annotated as RNA-binding KH domain-containing protein RCF3. Gene Ontology annotation, cellular component: nucleus; cytoplasm. Gene Ontology annotation, molecular function: mRNA binding. The transcript has 8 exons. The record is from RefSeq and is a predicted model, not a curated record. Lineage: Eukaryota; Viridiplantae; Streptophyta; Magnoliopsida; Rosales; Rosaceae. Gene Ontology annotation, biological process: regulation of gene expression. Bases 393 to 2396 code for a protein of 667 amino acids.
UCAGAGUUGGGUGGGUGUUGGGGAAAGUAAACCAGACUGAACUGGUAAAUCUGGCAGCUCAGACUCUGCAAAUUGGACUCCCUCUCUCCCUAGAUUCUCCACAUCUUCUCUAGGGUUUUCAAAUUUGAACAUCUCUCUCACGCUUUCCCACGAAACACACAGAAAAGAAGGAAAGAAUUGGAAAACAAAAACCAACAACAGAGGAACAAGGACUAAAAAUGACCAAGUUCCCCAAGUGUAAUCCUUUACUUCAACUCUGGAACAAAGACAAUCUGAAGCCCUAGACCUCAAAUUCCAACAGCACAAUGCUUGAUAUUGGACACUGACGAAAGGAUCUAUUUCUUUCUUUACCUGGAGAGUUAAAAACCCUAGCUUUUGACACACUGUUGGAGAUGGAGAGGUCUAGAUCUAAGAGGUACUACUAUGACCAAGACUACGAUACAGAGACUGUCGGUAGGACGAGGCCUCGGUACAACCACCACUACGCGACCAACAACCACCGCCACCGUGGCAGCGGCGGAGGCGGUGGCGGUGGCGGUGGUGGUGGGCGACCCUCUAAGCCUCAACAGGACCCAUCAAUUACGGUAACAACGACAUACCGUAUUCUCUGCCACGACAUGAAAGCCGGAGGCGUGAUCGGCAAGUCCGGUAGCAUCAUUAAGUCGAUUCGGCAACACACCGGUGCGUGGAUCAACGUGCAUGAACUGAUCCCAGGUGACGAGGAGCGGAUUAUUGAGAUUUCCGACACGCGCCGGCGGGAUCCGGAGGGCCGGAUGCCGGCAUUCUCUCCGGCACAAGAAGCCCUGUUUUUGAUCCAUGAGAGGAUUCUGGAGAGUGAUGUGGCUGGGUUUGGUGGUGGAGAGGAGGAGGAUGAGUAUGGCGGUGGUGUUAGAGGAGGAGGAGGAGGAGGUGGGGGUGGUGGUGGGACCCGAGUGGCUACGCGGCUGGUCGUGUCGAGAAUGCAUGUGGGGUCUUUGCUUGGCAAGGGAGGCAAGAUAAUUGAGCAAAUGAGGGUUGAGACCAAGACCCAGAUUAGGGUUUUGCCUAGAGAUCACAAUCUGCCUCGCUGUGUUUCUAUGUCUGAGGAGAUUGUUCAGGUAGUAGGUGAAGCGAAUUGUGUUAAGAAUGCUGUAGCAACUAUUUCAUCACGCUUGAGGGAGAGUCAGCAUCGGGACCGCAGUCAUUUCCAGGGACGAUUACACUCACCAGAACGGUUCUUUCCUCCUGACGAUGAUUAUAUUCCUCAUAUGAACAAUACAUCACGUAAGUCACCCAUGGAUGGGGCUGCUUUUGGGGCACGAUUACCUACAUCCAAUAUCAGAAACAACAACUAUGCCUCCCGUUCAUCUGGUUUUAACAUUGAACCUGGGUCUGCUCCCAUGACCGAUAAUCUGCAGCCCUUUUAUGGCGAAGACCUUGUGUUUCGAAUACUUUGUCCUAUUGACAAAGUUGAUCUUGUUGUUGGAGAUUCUGAUGGAAUUAUUGAAUUGCUUCAAAAUGAAAUUGGCGUCGAUGUCAAAGCUACUGACCUUGUGGCUGGUGCAGAUGAACAGAUAAUCAUCAUCUCUUCAGGGGAGGGUCCCGAUGACGAGCUAUUUCCAGCUCAGGAAGCUUUGUUGCAUAUUCAAACUCGCAUUGUCGAUCUUAUUCCAGACAAAGACAACAUUAUCACUACUAGGCUACUUGUCCCAACUAGUGAUAUUGGAUGCUUAGAGGGAAGAGAUGGGUUGUUAUCAGAUAUGAGGCGACUUACUGGUGCAAAUAUACAAAUUCUGCCCAGAGAAGAACUUCCUGUGUGCGUAUCGGGGGACGAUGUGAUUGUACAGAUCAUAGGGGAAAUAAAAGCAGCUCGAGAUGCUCUUGUUGAGCUGACAUCAAGGAUACGGAGUUACUUAUAUAGGGAGUUGUUUCGAAAGGAUACGACACCACCUGUUUCUGCACCAGCUUUGGAGAUAUCUCCCAAUAACGCAUUUCCACUUCGUGAAGCUCAUACUGGAAAUAAUCCUCCUAUGACAACCUAUCAGAAUUUGCAAACUGGGGCAAUCGCACUGGCAUCAAAGGAUACUGGAGGGAUUUCCAGUGAAUUGGUAAAGCCAAACGAAAAUGAACGGCGUGAAGAUGUUCUGAGUGCAUUGAAUAGAAUACCUGUGACACUAGUCACUAGGAGUACACUUGAAGUUGUAAUACCUGACCAGGCAGUUUCAAAGCUCAUAACGAAAUCAAGAAACAAGCUUGCUCAGAUCAGUGAGUUAUCAGGAGCCAAUGUGACCCUGGUAGAGGAUAGACCAGAGGAAACACAAAAGAUCAUUCAAAUUUCAGGUACUCCAGAGCAGGCUGAGAGAGCUCAGAGCUUGCUCCAGGGCUUUAUUUUAAGCACACAAGAAGACGGCCCUUAAACGAGCUGGAGCAACAUCUGUACUAAAAUUUUGAGCUGGUCUUGCCGGGAUAUUGUUGUUCAGAUCAUUUCUAGAUGUAUUAUCCUGUAAGGCAAGGGAGUUUUUGCUCCAUAGUUUAGGCACAUCGGUUUAUAUGAAUGCAUCCACUACCACUGUAAUUUGUAAAUGUAAUAUCUGAAGGAGUUUUAGCUUUAGUUGUCUGCGAAUCUGGGAAGUGCGAACACAAUCCAGUGACAAUUAUGUUUUGUGUAUUUUGUGUCGAUGAUCAAUGAUCACGUCUCCACUUGUUUCCUUUUGCA